AUGACGUUUGCCACCAGCCUGGUGCACCAGCGGCUGCAGCUGCCGGGUGCUCGGCGCUGCUCCCCCGGCAGCAGAAGCGCGCGGCUGAACGUCAUCAGCCGAGCCCACGGACGUUUCUUCAUUGGAGGGAACUGGAAGUGCAAUGGCACCGUUGAGUCGGUGACGCAGCUGGUGAAAGACCUGAACGCAGGCAGCGUGCCUCCGGCGGACAAGGUGGAGAUUGUGGUGGCCCCCACCUUUGUGCACCUGGACAUGGUGAAGAAGACCCUCAACCCGCCCUUCGAGAUAGGCGCACAGGACUGCUGGGUGGGCAAGGGCGGCGCGUUCACAGGGGAGGUGUCUGCAGAGAUGCUGCACGACUUUGGCAUCCCCUGGGUCAUCCUGGGCCACUCGGAGCGCCGCUCGCUGUGCCGCGAGGACGACGAGCUGGUGGGGCAGAAGUGCGAGUACGCGCUGAGCCAGGGCCUCAAGGUCAUCGGCUGCAUCGGCGAGACGCUAGCGCAGCGCGAGUCGGGCCACAUGUUUGACGUGCUGGACGCGCAGCUGAGGGCCAUUGCCAACCACACCAGCCUGGGCAACUGGGUCAACAUGGUGAUCGCCUACGAGCCGGUGUGGGCCAUCGGCACGGGCGUGGUGGCCACCCCCGAGCAGGCCCAGGAGGCGCACGCCUAUGUGCGCAAGUGGAUCUCAGACAACGUGUCGCCCGACGUCGCCGCCGACCUGCGCCUCCUUUACGGCGGCUCCGUGAACGAGUCCAACUGCGGCACGCUGGCCAACCUGGAGGAUGUGGAUGGCUUCCUGGUGGGGGGCGCCUCACUCCAGGGCGCCUCCUUCAUCAGCAUCUGCAACGCGGAGAACAAGCACUCGUGAGGCGGCGGCGGCGCGAGCUCGGCGGGCCACCCCCUGCCCAGGCGCAGCUCGGCCCGGCGCGCUGAGGCCCCCAGCUGAGGGCCCUUGGCCGAGCUGUGCCGCGCGGGCAGCGGAUGACUGCAGGCGGGCGGCCGUGCGGCUGGCGGGCCCCCGCCCUCCCUAGGCGCGUGCUGGCCGUGUCGCAGCGCGCGAUGCUGCGCACAUGUGCCGACACGGUGCUGAAAGCGUGUGCGUGUGUGUUGUGUGAGAGCAUGUGUGCGGUGUGCGCUUGUACCAGCCCCGCUGGCACCGGCCCGGCGUGCUUGUCUUUGCUUGCCAAUGGCGACCCCCUCCCCUCCCCUCCCCUGCUUUUCCACUUCCUGCCCCCCCCCCCCCCGAAAUCCUUGUUUUGAUCUUUGCUCCACGUUGACGUCUGCACUGCACACAGCGCUUCCUGGCCGGCCAUUCUUGCCCGGCCGAUUAGAUUCUUUCCCGCCUGCUGCCCCCCAGGCGGGCCGUGCUAUCAAACUUGGGUGCCAAUUGGCUGCCGGGCGGCCCUGGCUGGGCGCGCACACACAACCCUGCACCUCAUGAGAAGCCUCCCCUGCACAAACAUUUUGAGAUUCAUCAUGCGUCAUCUCCCCAUGCAAAUGGUGCACAACC
Chlorella variabilis is the source of this 1512-nucleotide messenger RNA. RefSeq names its product triosephosphate isomerase chloroplast type. The transcript is spliced from 7 exons. Gene Ontology annotation, cellular component: cytosol. Bases 1 to 870 code for a protein of 289 amino acids. Gene Ontology annotation, molecular function: triose-phosphate isomerase activity. Gene Ontology annotation, biological process: glycolytic process; gluconeogenesis; glyceraldehyde-3-phosphate biosynthetic process. The record is from RefSeq and is a predicted model, not a curated record. Lineage: Eukaryota; Viridiplantae; Chlorophyta; Trebouxiophyceae; Chlorellales; Chlorellaceae.